AUGGGAGAAAGCCAACUAGGAGCCUCAAAUCUUCCAUCAAAAGUCUGGCAUUCUGAGGUGACAGUGUCAGUGACAGGCGAGCCACCCAGUGCUGUAGAAGAAGAAAAAGAAACAGCUGAAGAAACAGACAAGGAAGUCUUCCCGGAAAUCAUAGAGCCACUCUCCAUUCUAGAUGUGCUGAGGAUCUCCGCGGUUCUGGAAGAUACCACAGACCAGCUCUCUAUUCUAAACUAUAUCAUGCCAGUUCAGUAUGAAAGAAGCCAAAGUAUCAGCAUGAAGAAAAACAAGAGCUUAGAAAAACUUCCAGAGGCCUCAAGAACCUCAAAAAUAUCCAGUCCAUUCUUACCUAAAGAAGAAACCAAGUUGCCAGGAGUCCAAAAAGGAAGCCAAUUUACCAAUGAGUUUAACAAAAUGCAAGAUUUUGUCUUCAAAAAACCUGCAAGACAGACCAUAAUGUCCACGGAGAUAAUGAAGAAAAUUCAGAUUGAUAGGCAAUUUUUCAGUGAUAUAAUUACAGAUACCAUGCAGGAGUUGGAAGAGUCAGGCACUUUCACCAGUCUCCUAAAAGCCCUGGGCAAAGAGAGGGAAAACAAAAUGCAUUUUUAUGAUAUCAUUGCCAGGGAGGAAAAAGGGAAAAAACAGAUAAGAUCUCUUCAGAAACAGCUGCUUAAUGUCAAAAGAGAACAGCAAGCUGAAGUACAGAGUCGGAAUGAAUAUAUUGCUCACCUCAAGGACCAGUUGCAAGAGAUGAAGGCAAAAACCAACAUGGAAAAUCACUAUAUGAAGAAAAACACUGAGCUGCAGAUCUCCCAGACCCAGAAGAAAUGUAACAGAACUGAGGAGCUCUUGCUGGAAGAGAUAGAGAAGCUGAGGCUGAAAACCGAAGAAGAGAACAGGAUUCAUAUGGAGAUUGAAAUGUUCCUUAGAAAGGAGCAGCAGAAACUUGAGGAAAAGCUAGAGUUCUGGAUGGAGAAAUUUGAUAAGGACACAGAAAUGAAACAGAAUGAACUAAAUGCUCUCAAAGCUGCUAAGGCCAGUGACUUAGCACACCUUCAAGAACUCGCAAAGACGAUAAGGGAGUAUGAACAGGUCAUCACUGAAGAUCGGUUAGAAAAGGAGAAGACCAGGAAGAAGACAGAACAGGAUGACUUGGAAUUAAAGAGCAUCAUAAAGCUCCAGGCCUGGUGGCGAGGCACUAUGAUACGGAGGGAAAUUGGUGGUUUCAGACUGCCUAAGAAGGACAAAGAUGAUGGCAAGGAUUCUAAAGGUAAAGGCAAAGCCAAGGACAAGCGGAAAGGCAAGAAAAAGUGA
This is a messenger RNA of Neomonachus schauinslandi (Hawaiian monk seal), 1311 nucleotides long. RefSeq names its product IQ motif containing G (gene IQCG). Gene Ontology annotation, cellular component: cytoplasm; sperm flagellum. Bases 1 to 1311 code for a protein of 436 amino acids. The transcript has 10 exons. NCBI's taxonomy places the organism in Eukaryota, Metazoa, Chordata, Mammalia, Carnivora, Phocidae. The record is from RefSeq and is a predicted model, not a curated record. Gene Ontology annotation, molecular function: protein binding. Gene Ontology annotation, biological process: sperm axoneme assembly; cilium organization.